UUCGACUAUUAACUGCUUUCAUUAAUGUUGUGUUGAUUUUCUAUUUAAUUUUGAGGAAGGCGAUCUACUCCAUAUUUUCACGGGCAUUUCAUUUGGGAGCUCUUUAUCUUUUUUUUCUUCUCUUUGGUUUCAGCUUUAUGAUGAUUUUGUUGGGUUGAGAGUGAGUUUUCUUUGUGUACCCUUUCUUCUUUUUGGGCUCUCUCUCUCCGUUUUGCUUUAUUCAUGAAGAACCUGAUUCUCUGUACUAUUACAACACAAGAGAGCAAUCUUUUCCUGCUUUCUUCGUUUUUUUUUUUCCCUUCUUACAGUCUCUCAUCUAGCUUAUUGUUUUCAGUUUUCUUUUACACACACACAUACACACUCUCUCUCUCUCUCUCUAUACUCGGUUAUUGUGAUUCCCGCGGGCGAGAUCUCUCCGAGUUUUACUUUUUUAAGACUCUCAUACAGACAGAAGAGAGAGAGAAAAUGGAGAGAUAUUUUGGAACUCUAAAUUGAUUUUCUUUUCUUUCUUUUUUCCCCCCUCUUGGAAAAGCCAAACGCCCCCCUUUUUCGGAUUUCUUUUCCGGCGAGCUUUUCGGUAUAAAACCACACACAUCAAUCUCUCACUGGUACGUUGUUUUCGCCCACUUUCUUACUCGGAUUUCUGGUGACCUGGUCUCAUUACAAAAAGGGACAGAAAAUAAUAACAACAAUAAUAAAAAAAAAAUCCUUAUUGUUAAUUUUUUAAAUUGUUAUUUUUAUUUUCCCCGACCUUUUGCGUUACACUGUUCCGUAACUGAAAAAGUAGAAGAAGAAGGAGAAGCUCAAAUCGGAGAAAACGAAGCAAAGAAAAAAGAUCUGAAAUCAACUUUCGGAGUCGCUUUUGAGGCUCAAUUUCUGAAGCGUCUAAGCCAUACGUUCGUACUAUAGUUUUUAUUUAUCCCCCAAAAAUGGACAAAGCUCGAGACGUGAGGCGUGGAGCUACUCGUUUUAAGCAUUCAAGACACAAGCUCCACUCUGGCCUGAAAGGUAUUGGUGAGGACUUUGAGCUGUCCGAAAAAUCGAGGAGAGAGAAGCUCAGGAAAUUGAGCGCCGUCGUUGGGAGAUCGAGCUCGAGUUUCGAAGACUGCGAAAUGGGUUCUGAUAGAGAAGAAGAAGAUGAGCUGCGCAGUACUGUUGGUACUACUAGCAAGAGAUUUAAGCUUUCCCAAAAGUUUCUUGAUGACUGCAACCGCGUUGGUCAUGCCUCUGUUCCGCGAAGGCUACGCUCAGCGAUGAAGAAGCGUAGUCCCAAUUCUAUAUCUCCUCCUUUGCCAGAUUCAAAGAAACUCAAUUGCUCAAAAUUUGAUGCUAUAAAGAAAUCAAAGUCAAACAUGAAACAAAGAAGAGCAGACAAGUGCCCAAAACAAACUGUUUCAGUGCCGAUCACAAAGGACGAGGAAGAAGUAGCCGACACUCUGUAUGCUUUGGCUGGAAUGUUCUUUAACACCAACAACAACGCAAAUGACAAGCCAAAGAAGAACCAUGAAUCUUCAAAAGCUAAGCCCUCAGAUCUUCAACAGUCAAAGGGCAGUCAUAAACCAACACUUGAAGAUUUUGGCGUUGCAGAGGAAAACAUAAGGUCAUCUAGUGUAGAGAGAUUAGCUGAAAUCGUCAAAGUUGAAUCUUGGAACGAACCCAAUAUUACUAUAGAUGGACCUAACUUGCCACACUCUAAGAAGCUUCAUUUGCCACCAAAAGAUUCUGCACCUCAAGUGGAUCUCAAUGCUUCAUCAUCCUUGCCGGCCAAGACCGAAGAAACUGGUGAUGUUAAGCCUACAUGCAGUUCUGUUAAGUUCCGCAUUCCAUCGGAUGCUGGAUUAAAGCAAGCCCAGCAAAAGGAGGCCUCAUUUCUUGAUAGGAAACCAGAAACUGCAUUCGGGAUGGCUACACCUAUCGUCAGUCAAAUGGAACCACAGCAUACAGUUGAGGAGUGCAAGAAAAGUGGUCUGGCAAUGUGGCCUGGAUUGCCAUCAACAGUUUCAAAGGGUGCUCGAGUGGAUGAUCGAUGUUUGCCGCCCUCUGCUGCUAAAAUGCCGGCUUGGCUUGAUGUUGCCUCUAGAAGUAGCUCAGUCCAAAGUGACUCUUUUGGAAAGUUUAUAACAAUACAGAUCUCUAAAGUUACCUCGGAUAGAAGAUUCUUUAGGAGGUGUGCAACUCAUGUCUACAUUAGUCGUCUAAUUCAAGCUUUAAGAAUGUCCGAGAACAAAGACAGAUUUUCCCCGCCCCAAGGUCAAGUGAGACCUCAUGAAAGAUUAAAGCAAGGAGUUUUUCCGCCUAUUAACAACUUCGUUGGAGUUGAAAAUGGUGUAAAGGAACAUGUUUCUGCUAGCUUCAUAGAUGGUGUUGUAGCAAAACAAAAUCCAAAAGGAGCUAAGACUGGUGUUCUUCAGCAGAAGCUCCAUCAAGAUCACCCUUUGUCUGCUGUCUCACCUGCGGUGUCCACAUGGCGGAAGCAGAAUUUUGAUUUAUAUUUAUCGUUGGCUCGAGGUGGUGGGAUAGAGGCUAGUGAUAGUUUUGGUAGAGCUAGAAACGGAUGCGAGCCAAUGUCACAGCUCCAAAAUCCUUAUCUUCCUUCACUUGCGCAACACCAGUUUGGCAUGCCUUUCUCGUUGCCACAGUCAUACUAUAACUCCUCUGCUUGCGGUGAUCAUCGUUCAUCAGCACAGCAGGUCCACAUGCAGAUACCUUCAUAUAGUAGCCCAUUCUAUGAGGCAAGUCAAACAGCCUUAGCGAAACAUCAGCAACAGCAACAGCAACCACAGCAACGACUUUGGGGUGCUCAGUAUAGGCCAGAAGACGCUCCCAAAACUACAAUUCAGUUCCUAGGCUUGCAGAACGGACUAACAGCUCAACUGCAGCAGCAGCAUCCUAUGUCUGUUGCUCCGUCACCGUUUCCCCCAAGCAAAGUGAUGAGACAAGACCACCAUUUGCCUCCUGUCUAUGAGGAACCUGGAGGAGGGUUCCGUACAAGUGCUCUACCAUUGCAGUUGCUCUGCAGUGAGCGACUUUGAUGGGGAAAUUGGAAGUGGGGGAACAAAUUAUUUUAUUCUUUUUUGGUUCUGUCCAUACUUGGGACUCGGCUACUAUAUAUGGGAUGAGUAAAUAAGAAAUGAACAUACUAUAGUUUCUCGUUUGAUUGGUCUUGAUUGUCAUGUGUUGAGCGGCCAAUCAGAUGUUUGUGAGUAGGACUAUAAAGGAGAAGCUCCCAGCGGAUAUGGUUAGGAAAAGUAACUUGUAAAGACAAUAGAAAGGUUAAAUUUUCUAUUUGGCGGUGCCAAUACCUGAUAGUAAUUUUCUUUUAUAGUCGUACUUACUGGCCCACUGAGUGUUGAUAUUUAAUAUUUUCGGUUGCUCUUUGAUUUU
Molecule: messenger RNA, 3384 nt
Organism: Morus notabilis
Lineage: Eukaryota; Viridiplantae; Streptophyta; Magnoliopsida; Rosales; Moraceae
Exons: 13
Coding region: 930-3032 (700 amino acids)
Source: RefSeq, a predicted model, not a curated record